UGCCACGCUAUAUCCUCGCUGUUCCUUCUUCCUUCUUCUCUGGUUUUCCCUGUCAUCCGAAGUUCCGAACAGGGUCAACAACAGUCAAACCAAAACCGCAACCGGAGGCGCUCAAACUGGUACGAUGGAGUUCAGACCCCGAAACUACGCCGCCGAAGACGAAGCCUACUCUUUGCCUCGCGUGCAAGCCGACUCUCAUCCUCUCUCCGCCCCAUCUCCGUCGCUUCGCCAGGUUGAUGUUAUGGAUCAAGAAAAGUAUGACUUUUAUGACCCUCUAAGGGCUUCAGAUGUGAAUAUAGCUGUCCCAAUGGAAAAAUUACAAGACGAAGAGAGUAGUGUUGCUGUAAAUAAAGCUGAUGUUCAACUUCCAGCAAAAGAAUGGACCUCUUUCAAGAAAUUCUUAAUGCAGAGAUUUUCUGGAUCUAAAAUGAUUUCAAUUUCUACGAUGUCCCAUGUAAUCAUGAAUAGUGGCAAGGUACAUGAGAAAGCAUCAACAGCUAUGCAUUUAGAAGAACUGGAUGAUCCUGAAAAGUUUGCUGAAGAUGGGAACAAAGUUAUCAGCCAGAAGGAGUAUGUCUCACGGUUGCAUGAACUGAAAGAUGAGAUUACCCGUGCUUGGCAGGCUGAUGAUCGUGUUACGUCUUUGAGGUUGUCAAUCAAGGUUGCCAGGCUUCUGAUGGACACAUCUGUGCUACAAUUUUAUCCAACUUUGUUUGUUCUAGCCACAGAUGUAAUGGAUAUGCUUGGUGAUAUGGUAUGGAAACGAAUCAAGCAGAAAGCUGAAUUUUCUGAAGAUGGAAAUGUAAUCUGCUCCUUGCCAGAGCACUUUGGAGCAAAGGAUAUCUGCUCCGAUGCCAAAGAAACCUGCAAUAACUGGUUCUUCAAAAUUGGUUCUAUCUCCGAGCUUCUCCCACGCAUUUAUCUGGAGCUGGCAAUAUUGCCUUGUUGGCGUUUCCUAGUUGAUCGUCCUGUGGAUGUUUUACAGCGCUUGGUUAUGAUGAUGAGAGGGAUUGCAGAUCCAUUAGCAUCCGCCUAUUGUCGCUUAUAUAUGGCUUAUUGUGCACAAAAAUUGCCUCAGCGGGAUGUAGGAUAUCUAAUAAUUUGCAUUAAUGACUUAAAAAUUCUAUUUACGCGGUUGCUAUCAGCAAAAGAAGCCACACAUGAAAAGAUAGCAGAAAAGAGCAGGUUGCUUAUCAGUUUGAUGGAACCAACGAUUGAGUAUAUUAUAAAAUGUAUAAUUAAGGAUUCAUGUCAGGCACAAGCUGGCAAUGUAUUGGUGGUGCUUGGAUCAGGGAGGAAUCAGUAUGAGUUGUUCCACAGACUUACUUUUAUAUCAAUUAUUCUUCAUCAUCUACUCAAGGAGCUUCCCAAUGAACUAGUCAGUUCUAAUGCUGUGGAGAUUCUUGAACUCAUUGAUGGCUGCAAAGAUUAUUCCUCUGAUCAGUGCUUAAAUUACAGGCUGCUUGGGUUUAGGCUUUCUGAAGGGGGAGCUCAAUUGGAUACAAUCAAUCUAGUAGUAGAUAAAGUCAUUCAGGUUGCUUCUGAAUACAAUAGCCUUGAUAAGUACUUGAAGGUUGUGGAAGCUUACAUGGAUAUCAUUCUUCACAAUCAGAUGGAUAGCCAGCUGGUUGUUAUAAUGGAUGGUAUCAUAAAGCGAGCAUCCAAUGAAGGGAUUGGUGAAACUCAAUUGACCAGCUUGCAAUCAAUACUGUCAAAGCUUCUUGGUCAUUUCAAUAACAUAGAAGUCAUAUUUUCUCUGACCUAUUUCAUUGAGAUCUUAGAUAUAAUGCAUGGGAGCUCACGAAACACGGUCAAUAUGCACAUUCUUAAAAUUGCCUCAAGGAAUUGUUGCAUUUAUGAUCCAAGAAUUAUACAGUUCCUUUUUGAAGUUUCUCAGUCUCUGCACAAUGGUAUAGAUUACUGCCUGAGAGAUGAUGAUAAUCAACAAUCUGCACACCUGAUAACUUGUUUUGUAAAUGCGGUCGACUAUGGGCCUGAGUUGGAACGCCAUUUGGUCUUCUUGAUUGAUUGCCGUGGAGCUUUUGGCUGCAUAAAUGAACUUAAGGAAACUCUUGUUCUCUCCAGCAACUGUUUAGCAGUUAAAGCAAUAAAAGAUGGGCAAAAGCAUCUUAAUUUUGUCAAAUCUUGUAUAGCAUUUAGUGAAGUUACAAUUCCCUCUGUUCCAUCUGUUGUUAAGCAGUUUAAUCUUUAUCUUGAAACUGCUGAGGUUGCUUUGGUGGGUGGCUUAGUUUCUCAUUCAGAUGGACUUCUAGAUUCAGCUAUCAAAUGUCUUCAAACUUCGGAUCCGAUGGAUGGCUCUAGAAUAUCAAAUGAUGCUGAUGGGAUCCUCUGCUUAAUUCAAAAGCUAUGCAGCAUCUUGGUUUUGGUUCCAGGUAAUCCUCAAGGAGUCACUCAUGUUCCAAGGAGCUUGCUGACCUUCAUUAGUUCCCAACCAUGGAUGACAUCAAGAAUGAGGAUAAGGGUGUUGUGUGCAAUUGUUUCUUUGGCUGCAACCUUAUCUCAAUUAAAGCUUCCGUACCAUGCAAAUCUAGAGCAGCUUCUGGGCAAUGACCGUUUGUUCUUUGGCGAUCCAACCUAUCUACAAGAGCUUCUGUCCUUUUCUGCAUUUAUUCUUCAAAACCUUGUUGAUUAUGUUAUGCAGGAGCCUUCUCAGGUUGCUCGUGGAACCAUGGCUCUUGAGGCUUGUAACUGUAUAGCAUCAUCUUUCAAUCCAAGUGAUGAAGUAUUGCCAUUCUUCUCCAAGCUGAUGGAAACUGCAAAAACAUGUUUAAGCUCCAAUGACAAAUAUUUGCAGUCAACCAUGAAAUUUGCAGAGAAAUUCUUGCAGAAAGACACUUGAAGAAGGGGGGAAGAAGAUACCCAGUUCCAAAUGCAGCUUCAGAUCAGAUGUGAUUUGUUGCUGUCUAAUUCAAUUAGCUUUUGUGUUGAUGAUGAAGUUACCUUCAUCUUUAAAAUCCUUUUAUUGUUAGUCAACUCUACUGAGUAGAAUUAAGGCUUGUAAUUCUUAUUGUUGUUGUUUCUUAAAAUAAAUUCUUUUAGGGUC
This is a messenger RNA of Diospyros lotus (date-plum), 3064 nucleotides long. RefSeq lists its product as uncharacterized. NCBI's taxonomy places the organism in Eukaryota, Viridiplantae, Streptophyta, Magnoliopsida, Ericales, Ebenaceae. Gene Ontology annotation, biological process: endocytic recycling. Bases 125 to 2860 code for a protein of 911 amino acids. The transcript is spliced from 23 exons. Gene Ontology annotation, cellular component: endosome. The record is from RefSeq and is a predicted model, not a curated record.